Pipistrellus kuhlii (Kuhl's pipistrelle) is the source of this 4236-nucleotide messenger RNA. RefSeq names its product cytochrome b-245 heavy chain (gene CYBB). The record is from RefSeq and is a predicted model, not a curated record. Gene Ontology annotation, biological process: defense response; superoxide anion generation. Gene Ontology annotation, molecular function: superoxide-generating NAD(P)H oxidase activity. Lineage: Eukaryota; Metazoa; Chordata; Mammalia; Chiroptera; Vespertilionidae. The transcript is spliced from 13 exons. Bases 102 to 1814 code for a protein of 570 amino acids. Gene Ontology annotation, cellular component: plasma membrane; NADPH oxidase complex.
AAGGAAAUAGGUUGCCCCAAGUUGCUAUUUUCAUUUCCUCAUGGGAGGAAGAAGCACAGAAGAGAAUAAAGGCUAGACACAAGCAUUGAACCUCUGCCACCAUGGGAAACUGGGCUGUGAAUGAGGGUCUCUCCAUCUUUGUUAUUCUGGUAUGGCUGGGCUUGAACGUCUUCCUCUUUGUCUGGUAUUACCGAGUUUAUGAUAUUCCACUUAAGUUCUUUUACACUCGAAAACUUCUUGGGUCAGCACUGGCCUUGGCCAGGGCCCCUGCGGCCUGCCUGAAUUUCAACUGCAUGCUGAUCUUGUUGCCAGUCUGUCGAAAUCUGCUCUCCUUCCUCAGAGGUUCCAGUGAGUUUUGCUCAACAAGAAUUCGAAGACAACUGGACAGGAACCUCACUUUUCAUAAAAUGGUUGCAUGGAUGAUUGCACUUCACACUGCAAUUCACACCAUUGCACAUCUAUUUAAUGUGGAAUGGUGUGUGAAUGCCAGAGUCAACAAUUCUGAUCCUUAUUCAAUAGCACUGUCUGACAUUGGAGAUAAGCCUGGUGAAACUUACCUCAAUUUUGCUCGAAAGAGAAUAAAGAAUCCUGAAGGAGGCCUGUAUGUGGCUGUGACUCGGUUGGCAGGCAUUACUGGAAUUGUCAUCACACUGUGCCUCAUAUUAAUUAUCACCUCUUCCACCAAAACCAUCCGGAGGUCUUACUUUGAAGUAUUUUGGUACACACAUCAUCUUUUUGUGAUCUUCUUCAUUGGUCUCGCCAUCCAUGGAGCUGAGCGAAUUGUACGUGGGCAGACUCCAAAGAGUUUGCAGGAGCACAAUCCAAAAAAAUGUUAUCAAAACAUCUCAGAUUGGGGGAAAAUAGAGGACUGCCCAGUCCCUCAGUUCUAUGGCAAUCCUCCUAUGACUUGGAAGUGGAUUGUGGGUCCCAUGUUCCUGUACCUCUGUGAGAGGCUUGUACGGUUUUGGAGAUCUCAACAGAAGGUGGUCAUCACCAAGGUGGUGACUCAUCCUUUCAAAACCAUCGAACUACAGAUGAAGAAGAAGGGAUUCAAGAUGGAAGUGGGACAAUAUAUUUUUGUCAAGUGUCCCAAGGUUUCCAAGCUGGAAUGGCACCCUUUCACACUGACCUCUGCACCUGAGGAAGACUUUUUUAGCAUCCAUAUCCGCAUUGUUGGGGACUGGACAGAGGGACUGUUCAAUGCUUGUGGCUGUGAUAAGCAGGAGUUUCAAGAUGCCUGGAAAUUACCUAAGAUAGCUGUUGAUGGACCCUUUGGCACAGCCAGCGAAGAUGUGUUCAGCUAUGAAGUGGUGAUGUUAGUGGGAGCAGGGAUUGGGGUCACACCCUUUGCAUCCAUUCUCAAGUCAGUCUGGUACAAAUAUUGCAAUAAUGCCACGAAUCUGAGGCUCAAAAAGAUCUACUUCUACUGGCUCUGCCGGGACACACAUGCCUUUGAGUGGUUUGCAGACUUGCUCCAGCUGCUGGAGACCCAGAUGCAGGAGAGAAACAAUCCUGGCUUCCUCAGCUAUAACAUCUACCUCACUGGCUGGGAUGAGUCACAGGCUAAUCACUUUGCUGUGCACCAUGACGAAGAGAAAGAUGUCAUCACAGGCUUGAAACAAAAGACUUUGUAUGGACGGCCCAACUGGGAUAAUGAGUUCAAGACAAUUGCGAGUCAACACCCAAAUACCAGAAUAGGAGUUUUCCUCUGUGGACCUGAAGCCUUGGCUGAAACCCUCAGUAAACAAAGCAUCACCAACUCUGAGUCUGGCCCUCGGGGAGUGCAUUUCAUUUUCAAUAAGGAAAACUUCUAAUUGGUUUCUUUCAUGAGAAAAUAUAUGUGUGUUAUGCUAUUGAAUGCCCAAAUAAUGCUAGCUGAUUAUGUAAGUUCCCCCCUAAAAAUGGAAAAAAAGAAAUUCUAAUGUGAAGGUUUUCCCUGAAAGGAAUGUCAGAUUGUUUGGUUGUGAUAAUUAGCAUUUGAAUGGGGCUUUAUCGUUUUCAGACCACUUUUAUAAACAUUUUUUUUUCUUCUAUCACUCGUGCCAGAGAAAGGUAGGGCAAGGAUUCCUGGAGUUAGUUUUUAGGAUAAAAAACAAAACGGGGACUCACAAAUGAUGAAGUAACUUCCUGAAGUUUAUGAAGCUAGGAUGCAUCUAGGCCAUCUGACUCCAAAUUUGUUAGUCUUCCCACAAUAUCAGGCUACCUGGAAAUGGGUUUGUAUAUUCCCCAAAGGGAGAAGCAAACCAGAAAGUAGCUAUUCAUUUUCCAUUUUGUAUCAUCUUUGUUCUCAUUGUUGUCAUGUGGAAGGAAAUAAUAUAUGCUGAGAAUGACUCAACACUUAACAUUAACAUGAUUGAUAUUUGUGCAUACUUCAGUUUACCAAUAGAUCAUAUUAAUUGUGUCAGAUAUUCUUCUUACAAAAGAAUAUUAGAUUAACUGGAAUUGAUGUAUUACCCAGCAUAUACAAUCAUGCUUGGCAAAGAGUAGAUAGAUACUCAAUGAAAAUCUGUUGAAUGAAUGAAUGAAAAGACAUUUAAAACCAUAUAAUGCUAGGGUAGAAUUAAUUUAAAACCUUAAAAAGAAUUCUCUAAGGAAAUAAUUUUUGUUACUCUUAUAGGCCAAAGGAACAUGAUGCUCCUGAAGGUAGGGAACAGGCUAAGGAUAGUAACCAAUAGGGUGUCCUGGAGGUUCCCUCACAUUCAUAUUUGAAGCAUUGAGAGAAGGUAGAUGGAGGCAGAGAAAGGACCUUCUACUGUAACGCAAGCUGGUUUCUCUAGUCUUGCUGUCUGUGUUAUGAAAGAAAUGCAAAAUGAAAUGAUCUCCAACCACUUGUGAAUUUAAAAUUAAGAAUUAUGACAAAUAUGUAUCUGAUAUGUCCAUCUGCUUUAAAUAACAUUACCCCUUGUUUUACUUAAAUACUCACAUUCAAAAAUGCUUCUUAUUGUGUGACUAAUGAUUUAUUGUUUUGUCAUCAUCAUCACCAUGAAAUUUAUAUCCUAGAAACUAAAAUACCCAGCUUAUCAUGUAGGUAUUGAAUUUACACUCAAUAGAAUGUUCUCGAUAUCUAAGUGUUCAAAAGAGAGUCUCCAAAUCAUUGUUAAUAUGGCCAGAAACAUUUUUUCUUUUGCUCUUGUAUCUGUGAACUAAAAAUAGUUUUCUUGGCCCAACCCUCUGGAGCCACAGAUAUUUAAAAUUAUUCAACUUCAGUAAGGAGGAAGAAAGAAAACUAAGCACGGGGAAAGGCAGAAGACAUGGUUUGGAAGAAAUGGGCUGGAAGGAGAAAAGAGAAUAAAAGAAUGAGAGAAAGUUAAAAAGGCAAAAGGUUAGGUUAGGGGAAAGGGACCUCACAUUGUUCAGUUUCUACCCCAGACUUAAAAGUCUUAUAUGUAAUGAAUGUAAUUGAAGGAAGCAUGCACAUACUCAUUUUAUUUUUAUUACAUAUGAUAUUGAAUAUGAAAUUCUUAUUACAAAUUUUGAUAUGAGUGAGCAUGUUAAGGGAACUGGGAUGAACUAGUAAGAACUCAGCUGUUCUUUUGGGUUCUCAGGAUGACCAGGACACUAACAGGUCAGGUCUGCUGCUGGUAUGUCAUCUUCCCAAAAUGUCCCAGGAAAGUUUCCACGUAGGUUCAGCCUGCUCACAUUGCAUAUUCAUUCAUUUAACAAAUCCAUUCAUUUAACAAAUUUUUAUUGUGCUAUUACAAUGACUAUGGCUCUAUCUUCCUGUUUUCAAUUCUUGACACCAAGUGUGAGGAAAGAGGGAACCACAUUUAUAAGGAAUCUUGGCUACCACUAACCUAUUGUAACAUAAAUAAAAUCAACUCCAUUGUUGCUCUGGCACUCUAAAGGGUUUUCUCCCUUUGGCACCUACAUGGUUACUAAAAUUGAGAAAUCUGUCCUUUGUUAACCUGGUUAUGAGAUUUAAAAAAAUGAGUAUAAAAGUGCUUGUCAUUUUUAGAGCUUUCUUCUUCAUGCUUCUUCCAAGCUACCAGUGCAUCUUUUUUUUUUUUUUAACAUUUAGUAUUUAGCAUUUAAUAACAAGUACUGAGAGAAUAACUAAGCAUUGUUUUAAUCUCAAGGCUCUAAAGACCUUUCUUAGUUUUUUGGUUUUUGCAAUAUUGCUUUUAUGAAAUUUUAAUGCUUGUAGGUAUGGUAUGUGAUUAUCCUGGGGGUCCCUGGGAGAUAAUUCUUAGGAAGAACUAUUGAAACUGUACUCAAUAUUAAAAUUAAUGAACUCUU